Molecule: messenger RNA, 5445 nt
Organism: Engraulis encrasicolus (European anchovy)
Lineage: Eukaryota; Metazoa; Chordata; Actinopteri; Clupeiformes; Engraulidae
Product: complement C3-like
Exons: 41
Coding region: 24-5357 (1777 amino acids)
Cellular component (GO): extracellular region
Molecular function (GO): protein binding; endopeptidase inhibitor activity
Source: RefSeq, a predicted model, not a curated record
GAUCAAACGGGCAGAAGAUCAGGAUGUGUGUGGACCUGGUGGUGGUGUGGUCUGCCCUUGUGGCUCUCUCUCUACCCACUCUCUCAACCGCCGACCCACUAUAUGUGAUGACAGCUCCUAACCUGCUGAGAGUGGGGACAACUGAGCGGGUGUUUGUGGAGGCCCAGGAUUACAGGGGUCCAUCCCUUGAUGUUUUCCUGGAGGCCACAUCCUUCCCUGGAAGACAGCAAGUCGGCAGCGCAACUGUGACCCUCACUUCAGAGGAGAAAUUUCAGAAAAUAGCCAACAUCCAUAUUGCCCCUGGCUACUUUGCUGAGAACCCUGCGGUCAAGCAUGUGUACUUACGAGCGACUUUCCAACAAGGUGCCAACAAAGUCAGCGAACUGGAGAAGGUGGUCCUGCUGUCAUUCCAAAGCGGCUUCAUAUUCAUACAGACCGACAAAACCAUUUACACCCCUAAAAACACAGUCCUCUAUCGUGUUUUUGCCCUCAGUCCAGAAUUCAAGCCAACACGGUCUAGCGUACAAGUGGACAUACUGAAUGCCCAUGGGAUUAUGAUGAGAGAGCCUACAGUUGUUUCUCCAGACAACGGGGUAAUAACUGGCGACUUCAAGAUUCCAGAGCUUGUAAGCUAUGGCACGUGGUCCAUUGUGGCCAGAUUCACCCAGACCCCAAAGAAAAACUUCACUGCUGAGUUUGAAGUGAAAGAGUAUGUUCUGCCAACCUUUGAGAUUUCUCUGACCCCGGUGAAAACGUUCUACUAUGUGAAUGAUCCCGACCUGAAGGUUGCCAUUUCCGCUUGGUAUCUGUAUGGCAAAGAGGUUACAGGAGUUGGAUUCGUGAUGUUCGGGGUCAUCCACAAUGGUGAAAAAAGGACUCUCCCACAGUCAUUGCAACGAGUAGAUAUCCAGCAAGGAAAUGGGGAGGCCACUCUGAAACGAGAGCACAUAAUAGACGUCUUCCCCAACAUGGCCGACAUUGUGAAGUCUUCCAUCUAUGUGCAUGUCAGUGUGCUGACAGACACAGGCAGUGAGAUGGUGGAGGCAGAGAGAAGAGGCAUUCUGAUCGUCACAUCCCCUUACACCAUCCAUUUCAAGAGGACCCCCAAGUACUUCAAGCCAGGAAUGCCCUUUGACGUCACACUGUUCAUCAGCAAUCCUGAUGGUUCUCCAGCAGAGCGCAUCCCAGUUGUGGUGACUGCAGAGGGACCGCCUACAGAGACAAUGAGUUCAAAUAGUGGCAUCGCUAAACUCAGCGUUAACACCAGGCUUGGCAUUUCUUCUUUUAAAAUCACGGCAGAAACCAAGGCACCUGGGCUCACAGCUGAUAGACAAGCUUUGCAAACCAUGACAGCGCACGCAUACAAACCCAAGGCUGGAUCUCAGAACUACCUUCACAUCGAUACAAACGCUGUCCAACUGACGAUUGGAGAUCAGCUGAAAAUCAACCUCAAUCCCAAGGGUUCCAGCAUCAAUGUCGACGCAACUUACUUGGUCUUGAGCAAAGGGCAAAUAGUGAAGGCCAAACGGAUACAGAUUCAAGGCCAGAACCUUCUGUCAGACUACAUAACAGUGACCAAGGACAUGGUGCCCUCCUUCCGCAUUGUGGCCUACUUCCAUGUGGGCUCUGAGGUGGUGUCAGACUCAGUCUGGGUGGAUGUCAAGGAUACCUGCAUGGGGGAGUUGAAAGUGGAGCCCUCCCAUCCCAAAGCAGUUUACUCUCCCCGUCAGUCAUUCAAUCUGAAGAUCACUGGAGACCCAGGGGCCAGAGUGGGACUGGUGGCUGUGGAUAAAGGCGUCUAUGUCCUCAACAACAAGCACAGACUCACCCAGACCAAGAUUUGGGACAUUGUUGAGAAAAUGGACUUUGCCUGUACUGCGGGCAGUGGCCAGGAUGGUAUGGGGGUUUUCCAUGAUGCUGGACUGCUGAUGAUGACAAGUAGUGCUGGAGAGACAGACACCCGGACAGAACCCACCUGUCCAACUGUAGCCAGUCGCAGGCGGAGAGCUGCCACCAUUAAGGACGUCCAAACGACCGCAGCUAGAAACUACACUGGUGAAGAGAGGCAGUGUUGCGUGGACGGAAUGAAGAAGAGCAUUCUGGGAUACACGUGCGAGCGGCGCGCUGAAUUCAUCCUGGACGGCAAGUCUUGUGUGGACGCCUUCCUGCACUGCUGCAGGGUGAUGUCUAGCUACAGGGAGGAGGACAAGGAGGAAUAUCUAGAGCUCGCUCGGAGUGAUCUUAGUGAAGAAGAUGAAGAGGAUUUGGAUGAGUUUAUGGAAAAUAUGUCGUGUCGAUCAAAAUUCCCCGAGAGUUGGCUCUGGAACGACCUCUCUCUGCCCACCUGCCCUGGAGGUGGAGUGGACUGGUUAGUUAUAUUUGUCUUUUUAAAACCCUACAUAUAUUGUUGUUGUUGUUUACUGCGUGUAUCCUGCAGUGUGACCUCCGAUGACAGAAGUGCGGCAUUACCUGACUCUAUCACAAGCUGGCAGUUCACCGCAAUUAGCAUUUCUGAAAACAAAGGCAUUUGUGUAGCGGACACAUUAAGCUUGGAGGUAAAGAAGGACUUCUUCAUCGAUCUGAAGCUGCCGUACUCAGUUGUACGACAUGAGCAGAUCGAGAUCAGAGCUAUUCUCCACAACAAUCACGACGAGCAACUAAAGCAGGUGCGAGUGGACCUGUUUGCGACUGAGGACGUUUGCAGUCAAGCCACCAAGCAAGGCAAGUAUCGCACCACAGUAACGGUCGACGCAAUGUCCACGCGCGCCGUGUCCUUUGUCAUCGUGCCCAUGGGCGUGCCUGGCAAAUACACCAUCAAGAUGAAGGCAGCUGCCAUGAUGGGAGAUAUGAUGGUGGGCGACGGCGUGGAGAAGCAACUGCUUGUCGUGUCUCAAGGUGUUCCAAUGAACAGGACCGAAGUAAUUGAGCUAGACCCAUCUAAGUAUGGGGGAAUGCAGACAAGAUCGCUGUUGGCUAGAGAUUUUGACAAUCGCAUUCCAGACACUGAUUCCAGAACCUACAUCACAGUUCAAGGAGAGGAGAUGGGCAUUAUGCUUCAGGAGGCCAUCCGCGGGGAUUCCCUGGCGACACUGAUACGGAAGCCUGGCGGGUGCGGAGAACAGAAUAUGUUUGGGAUCACCAUGCCUGUCACUGCCGCAUACUAUCUGGACAAGACCAACCAAUGGCACACGGUGGGGGUGGACCAGCGUGCUUUGGCUCAGCAGUACAUUGAACAUGGCAAGUUGGCUUGUCUUUUUAUCGGAAUUGCAAUGUGCCGCACUUCAGCCCUUAGAGAUAUUUUCAUGACCAGGCCAUCUUUGUACAGCACAUUCACUUUAGUCUUAUCAUAUGUAAUAAGAUUGACUGAAAGCUGUUCUGAUUGUCGCCAUUACUGGAAAGCUGGUUAUGUUUCUUUGUUCUUCGCAGGAUACAACAACCAACUUGGAUACAGAUCAUCAGAUGGGGCUUUUGCGGUUUUCCCGGGAACACCAAGCGGUACAUGGCUGACAGCCUAUGUGGCCAAAGUCUUCUUGAUGGCCAGCAACAUCAUCACCAUUCAGGAAGAUGUGAUCUGCAACGCUCUAAAGUGGCUGAUCCUGAACAGGCAGCAGCCCGACGGGAAGUUUGUGGAGAAUGCGCCUGUCAGAUACAUCGACACAGGAGACGUAUCUGGCCAGGACACCGAUGCUUCCAUGACUGCAUUUGUGCUGAUUGCCAUGCAGGAGGGCAGAAGGCUCUGCAUUGAGAAAAUUUCGGUGAGUCUGUCACUGAAAAGGAGUGACAUUUUGAAACUAUGCAUGUUUCACAAAAACCUUGAUAUCUCUGUUUCUUGCCAAAUUCGUCUGCAGUCAUAUGGAGCUGGUGUGGAGAAAGCAAUGGGAUUCCUCCAAUCCAGAAAGGGCUCCCUGACGAAUCCCUACGCUGCUGCUAUAGUGUCUUACGCCCUGGCCAACGCUGGAGUACCAGACAAAUCUCUUUUUGCACGUUUUAUAUCUAGAGAUGAAUCACACUGGCCAGUGCGAGACAACCGUCCAUUUACGAUAGAGGCCACAGCUUACGCCCUGCUGACGUUGGUGAGGAUGAAUGAGUUUGAGAAGGCCGGUCGGCUGGUGAAUUGGCUGAGGCAAAACCAGGACUAUAGAGGUUAUGGAUCAUCCACUCAGCCCACCAUCAUGGUGUUUCAGGCUGUGGCAGACUACCGACUGAAUGGGAAGGAUGCACCUAACCUUAAUCUUCAAGUGGAAUUAUGGUCGGAGGUCACGCGCCAUGAUAACCCGGUCACCUUCAGCUUCACCGGGGACAGUUUCCGGCCACGCACAGAGAAGUUUCAGCUGAAUGAAGCAAUCACCAUGACAGCACGAGGACGAGGCAAAGCAACAAUCAUAGUGGAGUACCUGUACUACGCUGAGCCGAAGUCAGAAGAUUUGGUCUGCAACAAUUUCAUCCUGGACGUGAAACUCACACCAGAACCAGUUGUUGACCCUCAAGCCAAAGCAAGCUUUCUACUCACCAUUGACAUCCAGUUUAAUUCCUCAACUGUUGAUGCCAGCAUGGCCAUCCUUGACAUCACUCAACUGACUGGAUUUGUUGUAGACGAAACUGACCUACAGAGGUUACGACAGGGCAAGGACCGCCCUGUUCAGAAGUUGGAGAAAGACCAGAAGCUGUCUGAUCGAGGUUCCCUCAUACUCUAUCUGAACAAGGUUUCACACAACCAGAAAGACAGGAUCGCCUUUAAAGUGCACAGAGUCAUGGACGUGGGCCUCCUGCAGCCUGCAGCAGUUACUGUGUAUGAGUACUACAACAGUGAGAACCGCUGUGUAAAGUUCUACCACCCUGAGAAGGUGACUGGCCAACUGACCAGACUUUGCGACCCAAGCAAUAAUAUCUGUCAGUGUGCAGAAGAAAUAUGUAGCAAGCAGAGAAAGACUCCUGACGACACAGAUACCCGUGGGGAAACAGCUUGCAAAACACAUAUUGACUAUGUGAUGAAGGGAACGAUCGUGAGGUCAGAGAAUUCAGCCACCACAGACAAGUACAUCAUCAGAGUGGCAAAGAUGAUCAAAUCUGGCACAGAUGGUGGCAUGUUGGAGGGGAGAGAACGUGUCUUCAUCGGUCACGCUAACUGCAGAGAGAGCAUGGAUCUGCAGGAGGGGAGGAGCUACCUGAUCAUGGGAGCCAAGCAAGAUGUCCAUCAGGUCAAGGACGGUUAUCAGUUUGUGUUGGGGGAGCAAACCUGGAUAGAGCAUUGGCCCACGGACCAGGAAGCCCAAGAUUCCAAAGAGGUCGGCGACAGGCUUGAGGGAAUUCAAGAACUUGUGUUUGACUUUGAAACUGCCGGCGGAUGCCAAUACUAAUGUUUGACCUUACCGCUUUGGGUUGCCUCCAAUCAUUUUUGACCUUCACUUACAGUAUAUCACGAAAGUGAAUACACCCCUCACAGUU